Botrytis byssoidea is the source of this 366-nucleotide messenger RNA. RefSeq lists its product as uncharacterized. The transcript has 2 exons. NCBI's taxonomy places the organism in Eukaryota, Fungi, Ascomycota, Leotiomycetes, Helotiales, Sclerotiniaceae. The record is from RefSeq and is a predicted model, not a curated record. The coding region runs from base 1 to 366 and encodes 121 amino acids.
AUGUGUAGUUUUGAGAUCACAAUAUGCUCAGCCAAGGAUGCACAUUGGAUAAAGCUCGAUGCAAUUAACCUGUGUGCACGAGCACGGUCAACUUUCAUUCCCUGCAGCAUCUACUCAGCAGGCGAAGCAAAUCUUCGAAAACUUGCUCUUCGGAUGUAUCCUGAACCUUGCCGUAAAUGUCAUCCCAAUAUAGAGCAAGACGUAAAGGAAGCAAUGUCCACUCCUAUCGCGACAAUUCUCAGUGAUCAAGAGAUCGUUUCUCAAUCUCAGACGACGGUCAACGAUAUUGGCCAUGAAACAAGUAGAAAGCUCAGUUUGGAAGAUGGUCAUACUUCAGAUAAACCGUGUGAUAGGCGAGGUGGCUGA